Dissoconium aciculare CBS 342.82 is the source of this 1089-nucleotide messenger RNA. Its product is annotated as alpha/beta-hydrolase. Lineage: Eukaryota; Fungi; Ascomycota; Dothideomycetes; Mycosphaerellales; Dissoconiaceae. The coding region runs from base 104 to 1030 and encodes 308 amino acids. Gene Ontology annotation, molecular function: lipase activity. Gene Ontology annotation, cellular component: membrane. The record is from RefSeq and is a predicted model, not a curated record. The transcript has a single exon.
CGUCAUACUCGGAAGCAGCGACAACAAAUCAUAUUGAUCAACACUGACCUCCAAUAAAGAUUAGACUGCGAUCUCACAUCUAUCAUCGCAUAUUCAUUUCAAGAUGGAUACCGCCACGAAUUUCACUGAAGGCACGCUCAAGACCCCCGAUGGCAUCGAGCUCUACACCAAAACCUGGAACACCAGCGUCCCAGCCAAAGCCCGCCUAGUCUUCAUCCACGGCUUCUCCGACCACUGCAAUUUCUACGGCGACCUCUUCCGCUCGCUCUCCGAGCAAGGCAUCAUCGUGCACUCCUUCGACCAGCGGGGCUGGGGCCGCAGCGUCCACCAGACCUCGCAACGCGGCCAGACCGGCCCGACCACCCAAGUGCUCGCCGACAUCACCCACUUCAUCCGGAACCUGCCCGCCUCGUCACUCCCGCUGUUCCUGAUGGGCCACAGCAUGGGUGGCGCGGAAACGCUCGUGUACGCCGCGCAGGGCCCCUCCGAGAUCACCAAGACCAUCCGGGGCUACCUCGUCGAGAGCCCGUUCAUCGCGCUGCACCCGGAUGCCCGGCCCUGGCGGCUUACGGUCACCCUCGGCCGCUUCGCGUCGAAACUCUUGCCGAACAUGCCCAUGUUGAACAAACUCGACGCGAGCAAAGUCUGCCGGGACCCGGAGGUGGUGCGCGUGUGGCAGGACGACGCCCUCUGCCACGACACCGGGACAUUGGCCGGGUUGGCGGGCAUGUUGGACCGCGCGGGGGAUCUCGAGGAUGGGAAGGUGGUGGUCGGGGAGGGUUUGGGCGAGGGCGGACGGACGAGGUUGUGGGUGGGCCACGGCACGGCGGAUGCGAUUUGUGGGUUCGAGGCGUGUGAGAAGUUCUACAAGGCGUUGAAGGUGGAAGAUAAGGAAUUCAGGAAGUAUGAGGGUUGGUAUCAUAAGCUUCACUCGGAGCCCGGUGAGGAUAAGGUUACCUUUGCGAGGGAUGUGGCGAGGUGGAUUUUGGAUCGGAGCGGUGAGUUGACGAUUGGAAAGCCGAAGUUGUAGUUUUGUAUCUGUGAUGAUGUCGACAAUAAUGAAAUGCCAUGUAUUCCUGUGCAGAACUA